Molecule: messenger RNA, 948 nt
Organism: Rana temporaria (common frog)
Lineage: Eukaryota; Metazoa; Chordata; Amphibia; Anura; Ranidae
Exons: 4
Coding region: 53-745 (230 amino acids)
Source: RefSeq, a predicted model, not a curated record
UUCAUUUUAUUUUACAGGAGUGGCUAUCAAACUAUGUCAUCCUCACACAUUGAUGUGUGCUCCUUCUGGAAGCUCUUUGAAUAUUUCUUGUUUGGUCAGCAAUGACUCACUAAAUGGAACUAGAAUGUUCUACUGGUUUCGGAGUACUUGGAGGGAGCCUAAAAAGCUGGAAAAAGUUGCAUUCUGUAGACGAGGCAAUUCAUCUGAGAAGUUUAACUGUAAGCAAGGUGACACCGGCCCUGUUCUAGAAAUACACAAUAUAAGCAGUACGGACUCUGGAAAAUAUUACUGUUCCCUCAUUCAGAAAAAUAAUCUUAUGUUUGGCAAUGGAACAGCUCUUAUUACUGGAGAAAACCCCAGGAUCCAAAGCCCUGUGACACUGUUGGCUUCUUCACUGCCUCCUUCUGACAUCAUUCAGCUGGCUUGUGCAGUAAAUGUGAGUUGUAACAUCACUCAAUGGACCUGGAAUGUCUCCGGAGUAUGUCACAAAGGUAAAAUGAUCUGUAGGGAAGACCAUGAUGGAAAUUGGACUUGUGUAAACCUGCUCUCACUAUCAAAUCACUCAUGGACCUACAGAGAUCAUGUGAUCUGUGAAGUUUGGUGCAAUUCUUCUCCUAUCCAGGUCCAAUGGAGGUUUCCAAAAAAAGGUACAAGAGGAUAUGAAAUCUAUUUGAGAUUUGCCCUAACAGCAACCUUCAUGGUAUUGAGCAUCUGCUGUAUAUGUCUGACCCACAGGUGUAAAUAGAUGAUUUGCUCUUCCCCAUCAUCCUGAGGAAGCAGGCCAGGCUCUGCGAAACACGUUGAGGCACACAGGAUUCCUUUGAACAUUGAUAUGUUAAGCAAGCUGCUCAAAGUGGUUUCAAUUAUUUGAUAUAUGGUAUGUCCAGGUAUCCAUAAAGAGAAGGGAGCUUUAUAGCUUGAAUUGUUUUUUUUUUUUUUUUUUUUUAA